CAAGAGGAGUAGGAGUUAUCUAGUUCGUAGAUAAUAAAGAAUCUACGAACAGAUAACUUUUCGUAAUACACACUGUCCUAACCUUUUUAGUAUACAACAACAUUAGCCACGAUGUUGAUAGUGUUGAUACACGUAACAAUGUCUUAAAACAUUGUUAACUCGAGGGAAGUUACACAUAAGUCAUAGCACAUAAGAUCACAGGCAAUCGCCUAUUUUAAAAUCACAACUAUGAUCCGAACAUCAAUGGUAUUUAGUGCUAACGCGUUAACAGUACGGAAUUUAAACGCGUACGAUCAUUUAAUUACGAACGGGCCUCGCAUUCAAUGCGUGAGAUGGAAGAGGAAACCGAUUUGGUUGCCAACGGCAAAGUCUAAAGUCUUUCGAGUACCGACAAGACCGGUUAUACCAGAGGAAGACUAUAAUGAACUUAAACGCUUGCACAAUAAUUACAGAACGCAAAUGAAAUCGAUACUGAACUUUUUCGAAGAGCAAGAAGAGAUAAGAAAACAGAAUUUCGACGAAGCUACUGUAAAUGCGAAUAUAGAGAAAGAUUUCGAAAUCUGUAGCUAUUUAAAUAAUACAUGGAACGAGCAAUCGGCUAUGUUAAGAACAAAAAGAUUGGCCGUAGAAAGGGAACGUCGUUUUAAAGAAAUCGAUGAGAAAUUGGAAGCCAAGGCAAUAAGGGAUAAGCAAAUUCAAAUAAGAGUGGAUACAGAAAUCAAGAAGGCAAAGGAGCAGGCUCCAACAUUUAUCACGCAAGAAAAUAUAGAUGAAGCGAUUAGAAAAGCAUUAGAAACUGUCGUGGACCAUAAUGUAGCGAUCGAUAUUCAUGGUAAUCCUUACAAAGAUAAGCCUGAAAAUGUAUCAUCUAAAACAACAGUUUAGAGAAUAGAUAUGUUAUAUAAUAAAUUGCUUGUACAAUAAGAGACGAUUAUCUUUAAUAAACCUAGAUCUAUGCCAUA
Messenger RNA from Ceratina calcarata, 962 nucleotides. RefSeq names its product mitochondrial ribosomal protein S26 (gene mRpS26). Gene Ontology annotation, cellular component: mitochondrial small ribosomal subunit. Bases 229 to 885 code for a protein of 218 amino acids. Lineage: Eukaryota; Metazoa; Arthropoda; Insecta; Hymenoptera; Apidae. The transcript is spliced from 3 exons. The record is from RefSeq and is a predicted model, not a curated record.